UUUCUCCCUGACACGUCUCUGUUCCUACGCCGACAAUCGCUCAAUCUACAUCCCAGUAUCCGACCAAAACAACACGCCGCUGAAGGGCAACGGAGCGUCUUCUGUCCGCCUCGGUAACGGGCACAUCCUCAACGCCCCAGUCCCUCCCUCCACUCUCUCUUCCCCUUCCCUCCCUCCAUCUCUCUCCCUCUCUCUCCUUCCUCCAGGCUGUCUGUUCUUCCUGUGCCUGGGCAUCAUGUAUAUGUUUCGUUCCAACAUGUACUUUGCUGCCCCGUUCCAGGAGAAGAUAGUGAUCGGUAUCUUCUUCAUCGGGGCCAUCCUGUGUCUGUCCUUCUCCUGGCUCUUCCACACCGUCUACUGCCACUCUGAGGGCGUCUCUCGCGUCUUCUCCAAACUGGACUACUCUGGCAUAGCCUUCCUGAUCAUGGGCUCCUUUGUUCCGUGGCUCUACUACUCGUUCUACUGCUCUCCCAACCCCAGGUUAAUCUACCUUGUAGUAGUCUGCAUACUAGGAGUCUCUGCCAUCAUCGUCUCACAGUGUGACUUCUUCGCUAAGCCACAGUACCGCGGCGUCAGAGCAGGAGUGUUUGUAGGUCUGGGUCUGAGCGGUGUGGUCCCCACCCUGCACUUUGUCAUCACUGAAGGCUUGCUGAGAGCCACUACUAUGGGUCAGAUGGGCUGGCUCCUCCUCAUGGCUACUCUCUACAUCUCUGGAGCCUGUAUCUACGCAGCCCGCAUCCCAGAGAGGUUCUUCCCUGGGAAAUGUGACAUCUGGUUCCACUCCCAUCAGUUGUUCCACGUCCUGGUGGUGGCGGGAGCGUUCGUCCAUUUCCACGGCGUGUCCAACCUGCAGGCCUUCCGCUACGCUGCCGGGGCGGGCUGUGAAGAGGACAAUGCCCUGUGAAGAUCCUGCACGUCACGUCAACACACCACCAGGGGGAGACACGCAUAUAUACACACACACACACGCAUAACACAUACAGACACGGGAGACUGAUGAACACACACACACACACACACACACACACACACACACACACACUGACUCCCCAGUAGCGACCCGUCUCUCUCUGUACAUGUCUACAGGAGACCCCUUAGAGGACACAC
Messenger RNA from Salvelinus sp. IW2-2015, 1107 nucleotides. Its product is annotated as adiponectin receptor protein 2. NCBI's taxonomy places the organism in Eukaryota, Metazoa, Chordata, Actinopteri, Salmoniformes, Salmonidae. Gene Ontology annotation, molecular function: signaling receptor activity. Gene Ontology annotation, biological process: adiponectin-activated signaling pathway. The record is from RefSeq and is a predicted model, not a curated record. Gene Ontology annotation, cellular component: plasma membrane.